Messenger RNA from Adineta ricciae, 1491 nucleotides. The record is from the annotation of a GenBank genome assembly. NCBI's taxonomy places the organism in Eukaryota, Metazoa, Rotifera, Eurotatoria, Adinetida, Adinetidae.
AUGAAUGGUAAUUCAAAGCCAUUGACUCUUUCGAUUAGUAAUUAUCAUUACAAUAAAACGAAUCAAUCAUUGAAUUCAGACGAUGACUUCGAAUGUGUUAAAGUCGAGGUGAGAAGCAAAUUCAAUUCGAAUUGGCAUGAAUUACGUCAGAUAUCUGAUCUGGAUAAUAGUUGUCCUAAUCAAACAACUGUCAGUUUAAUGAGAUGCAAAAAACAAAUUAUCCAUCCUUUUCGUAAUUUAUUAUGUUUGAUUGGAUGGAGACCCAUUGGUGUUGAUAGUUUUAAACGUUCAUCAAUUCUAUUGAAGAUACUCAAUAUUAUUUAUCCAAUAUUUAUUUUAAUUUUGUUACUAUUUAAUUAUGUAUAUGAAAUCAUUGUUUGUCAAGGAAAACUCAAUAUUGUCACAGAUACAAAAACCACGACGACUACGACAAGUACAUCUACAUUGUCUCCUAGAGAAAAUUUUACGAUGGUGAAUUGGAGUUCAUUGGUACCUCCGAAACCGAUUCAUAUUGUGAAUACGAGUACUUUAAAUACACCCGUCUGCGGACACAUCUUCACUACGUAUAUUCUACCUGAUGUACUGCACGUUGUUGCGUUUGUUAUCGGCUUUGUGUAUUUUCGUAUCACGGAGGGCGAACCGAUGUAUUCGCUAAUGGAAAAAGUGUUCAUCUGCACUGAUCAAAAUAUGCGUAAAUUCAGUCCAAAUCGAGUCAUUCGCAGACUAAAAAUCUUUCUGUUGAUUGGAAGUAUAUGGGUAGUUGCAUCGGUUGCUACACAUGCACUUUCAAAUGCAAUGAAUGAUUUUGCUCAUCCAUUGAUAUUCAAUCGGCAAUUUCAAAAGCAGAGAACUUCAGUUAAAUAUAGUUUAUUCGUUCUUGAUAUUUUAUGCUUACUGGUGUCUAAUUGUAUUCAUUUGGCUAUCUCAAUGAACUUUGCAUCACACUGUGAACUGGUUGUCUUCUAUUGUAAAGCGAUUCGAACGCGACUAGAAGAAAAAUCAAUACAUCUUCACGAAGCAAUGAAACAAAUCUUAGAUCUCGGCUCGUCAAUUAGUCAAUUGAAUAGUGCCGCUUCACGAAUGAUGUCGAUAUUGAUCGUUUAUUUUCUUGAACGUACAAUAUUAGGUAUCAUUCUUUUGAUGCUCAAUCAAAUCAAUGAGCCAUUGGUGUAUGUUUAUCGAGCUCUUUAUCCAAUAGUGUGGUUUUCUAUUCUCGUGUUUUGUCUUGGACAAGCAGCAAGAGUGACAUCGAAAUGUGAUAAAUUUCAUCGUAUUAGUCUAUCUAUGCGUGUAUACGGUUAUCGAACGGCAACUUCGACUGAUCUGGAUGGUUUUUUAUUAUUUCUUGCAAAAGCUGAAUUGCGUGCUAAGUUAUUCGGUUUGACUGUUCGUCCCGGUAAAAUCAUCUCCAUCAUUGUAACAACGCUUGUUAUUUGCGUUAUUCUUUUACAAACUAAUAUCAUUCAUACGACGAAUUUUUUCUUUCAAUAG